GUUUGAUUACCUUGUCCAAUUAGAAUUCUGUUUUAUUAAUUUCGAUAUAUAUAAGCACAUUGUCACCCGUCAGCCGUCAGUUCUAAACUUCUCCGUCGGAUCACCACGCCGCGGGCGCCGGAAACCCGCUUCUCGUUUCCAGUAUGUCUCAAUCAACCAAAAACCCAGUGCUCAGCGUUCGGACGAACAAUGGUGUCAUGCCUCAUCCUGUCGAAUGCCGGAAGAAGCGUCGACUGCUUGAGCUAGGGAUUGAUUCUUUUCUUCUGUGUUAUUUAUGUACCCAGUUGUCGAGGAGAAGAGGGUCACAAUUUCAAACAAGCACGGCGAGAAGCUGGUAGGAGUCCUGCAUGAUUCUGGGUCCAAGGAAAUCGUUGCUGUGUGCCAUGGCUUUCAAUCCACAAAGGACAACACAAACAUGAAGAAACUUGCUAGAGCAUUGGCGGAGGAAGGAAUCUCAGCCUUUCGAUUCGACUUUGCUGGUAAUGGGGACAGUGAAGGUACAUUUGGUUAUGGUAACUAUUGGAGAGAAGCUGAUGAUCUCCACUCUGUGGUCGAAUACUUUGCUGGAAAGAACCGAGUUGUUAGUGUGAUUCUCGGCCAUAGUAAAGGAGGGAACGUGGUGCUCCUUUAUGCUUCAAAAUUUCAUGAUAUAAAGACCGUUGUCAAUAUCUCUGGCCGCUAUACCCCGAAGAAUGGCAUCAAGGAGCGCCUUGGAGAUGACUUUCUGGAAAGAAUCAAGAAAGAAGGUUUCAUUGAUGUGAAGGAUAAAAAAGGGGAAGUCUUGUACCGCGUUACUGAAGAGUCUUUGAUGGAUAGAAUCAACACAGACAUGCAUAAAGCAUGCCAGCAAAUUGACCAAGAUUGCAGUGUGCUCACCAUCCAUGGAUCUGCCGACACGAUUGUCCCUGCUGGAGAUGCAUCAGAGUUCGCAAAGGUCAUACCGAACCACAAGCUACACAUCAUCGAAGGUGCUGAUCAUGGAUACCGUUCUCAUCAAACUGAGCUAGCAUCUACUGUUUUGGAAUUCGUAAAAUCAAGACUGCAGCAGCAUGACAAGAGCUAUACUACCUAGACAACUUUGUGGAAUUCCAGCAGUUGUAGUUUGCUGCUGUUAUUCUCAUUAACAUCAUAACAGUAGCGCUAUAGUUGAUAUUAGAUUGAUUUCUUUUUGGAGGGGAUGCAUGAAAUGCUGCUCUAAUGUAUUAGUCACUGCUGUGCUGAGACUUUCUGGUGCUGUCACAAUUGGGAGCUUGACCAUUGAACUUGUUUAGAGUUUAGACCCAUGUAUUUAAAAAUUUAACUAGUAUUAUGAGCUCUUAUGUUAAGGCAUUUCGAUAGGUAGACUUCCUAUCUAAAAGAAAGCCCCUCAAAAUUAAGGUUAAUAA
This is a messenger RNA of Linum tenue, 1385 nucleotides long. The record is from the annotation of a GenBank genome assembly. Lineage: Eukaryota; Viridiplantae; Streptophyta; Magnoliopsida; Malpighiales; Linaceae.